AUAGUGAAAGAAUUUCCCUGGCAGGGUUUUGUAGUGUUUUGUCCUCUUGAUGAGUUAUUGCAGCGGGUAGGCGACAGUCUCUUUUGUUCAAAAUGCAUUGGAAUGAUUCAUCCAAUUCCUCAGAAAGUGACAAUGAAGCUCAUUCAGCCUUUACGCAGACUGAGCACAACGUAGUUGCAGCUUACUUAAUCACAGCAGGAGUGGUAAGCAUUUUCAGUAAUAUUGUUGUUUUGGGCAUCUUUGUUAAAUACAAAGAGCUUCGGACAGCAACCAAUGCAAUAAUUAUCAACUUGGCUUUUACUGACAUUGGUGUUAGUGGCAUUGGUUACCCCAUGUCUGCUGCCUCAGACCUGCAUGGAAGCUGGAAAUUUGGAUAUACUGGAUGCCAGAUCUAUGCUGCAUUAAAUAUCUUUUUUGGGAUGGCGAGUAUUGGUUUGCUCACUGUUGUUGCAGUUGAUCGUUACUUGACAAUCUGCAGGCCUGAUAUAGGGAGAAGAAUGACUGCCCGUAGCUAUGCCACUCUAAUCCUUGCUGCUUGGAUAAAUGCAGUCUUCUGGGCUUCCAUGCCUACUGUAGGCUGGGCUAGCUAUGCCCCGGAUCCGACUGGAGCAACAUGCACAGUAAAUUGGAGGAAAAAUGAUGUGUCCUUUGUUUCCUACACAAUGAGUGUAAUUGCUGUUAAUUUUGUUGUACCCUUAACAGUCAUGUUUUACUGUUACUACAAUGUUUCCCGGGCAAUGAAACAAUAUGCCAGGAGUAACUGCUUGGAAAGCAUCAACAUAGACUGGUCUGACCAAGUAGAUGUGACAAAGAUGUCUGUUGUGAUGAUUGUAAUGUUCUUGGUGGCAUGGUCUCCAUAUUCUAUUGUGUGUCUGUGGUCUUCCUUUGGAAACCCAAAGAAAAUUUCUCCUGCAAUGGCCAUCAUAGCUCCUUUAUUUGCAAAAUCUUCCACAUUUUAUAAUCCCUGCAUUUACGUCAUUGCAAACAAAAAGUUUCGGAGGGCAAUCUUGGCAAUGGUGCGAUGUCAGAGAAGACAAGAGAUAACCAUAAACAACGCCUUGCCCAUGAGUGUAUCACAAAGUGCACUGACGUCGUAGAACUCAUGUCAUUUGCAUGCAUGAGUUAAAUGGAAAGGAGUGAAAUCUCAGUUAAAGCUAAUUAAUCUUUCGAAAGAUUAAUCUUUUGGAAUAAUUAUCUGCCCCAGACAGCUGUUUCUGUUAAUCACAAUAAUCUGUUUAGAUAGGUUAAGAAGGCAAAACGACAAAACCCAUUAAGACUUUAGGUUUUGAGAAUGGGGUUUAUUGGCCCAAUAUGUCUGUCCCAAACAAAAAGGGGUAGUGAUCACUGACUCUUACAGUGUGGACAACGUGACACAGGGCAAGGAGAACCUGAAUCAGGAAGUGCUUAAAUUCAGUAACAUGGAUUUUGCACCUCUAAUUCCUUUCAUGAAUUACUUUUUCUCAUCUUCCCUUGAAAGUUUUCCAGACUUAAAAUAUUCUGGAUUCUCCCUGUGUGAAUAUAUUUCUAUAGAAGGUGUCCAUGUUGGUAUGCUUUGCAGAGUUCUGUUUCUGUGAAUAUAUUAGCAAAAUAUCUAGCCAAACCCAAUAGCACCUGUUACCAGCUCUUAGGAAUUUUAAGGAGUUUUUGUAUAUUUUAACGUAUUUUUAAAGUUUUUGCUCACACAACCAAAUGAAUUUGUAGGAAAGACAGCUUU
This is a messenger RNA of Pezoporus occidentalis (night parrot), 1714 nucleotides long. RefSeq names its product retinal pigment epithelium-derived rhodopsin homolog (gene RRH). Gene Ontology annotation, biological process: phototransduction; G protein-coupled receptor signaling pathway; visual perception. Gene Ontology annotation, molecular function: G protein-coupled photoreceptor activity. Gene Ontology annotation, cellular component: photoreceptor outer segment; plasma membrane. The record is from RefSeq and is a predicted model, not a curated record. The transcript has 7 exons. The coding region runs from base 93 to 1097 and encodes 334 amino acids. NCBI's taxonomy places the organism in Eukaryota, Metazoa, Chordata, Aves, Psittaciformes, Psittacidae.